GGAAGCAGUUGUUGAUUUUUUGUUAGCUCAAAAAUGCACUGCCAUUAAAGAAGUGGAUUUACAUCUCCAGCUUUGCCAUGGUCAUCCUUUUCAAGUCUCACAUCACUCUGCGGUGAAUCGCUAACCAGUGUUUUCUUCAACUUUUACUAUUACCAUGAAGUCGAGAUUACGCCUUGUAAGAUCCUUCUACACUGCCCUAACUUCACCAAGCUCCAGUAUAUCAGCGCUGCAAUGUAUGGCCCGCUGAUGGAUGAUCCAACGGCAUAUGCUGAACUCGAGCACCGUAGCCUACUGGAUCUUACACUCCACAUAUACCACCCCGACGGCCGAUUCAAGUUGAAUACGAUUCUUUUUGCGACGCCACGCCUCCGACGACUGCGCCUCAAUCUCCAAUGCAUGAAAAAUGGUGCAUCAGGACUACCAUCCCUCCUGACCGAACAUUGCCCGAAUCUUACCACUCUCGUGCUAGCAAGUUGCGAUACUGGAGCAGCACUCGUCUCGCACGGUAACGACUUAGAAUGGAACUUCGAUACAAGCACUAGUAUUACAGACAACAACAGCGAUCCUAAAAAUACAGCUAUCACCAAAAUACGACAUCUUGUACUGCACGAUCCAUUGGGCAUAUACUUUAAAAUCAUUUGCGAUAUUUUACGACGGCUUAUCCCGCUGUGUCACUAUACUCUACAAACGUUGGAUCUUGUGGGGACGCACACUCUUCAUGGCUCUAUAACCAUGACGUGGCUUUCAAAGGACUGCACUUUUCGAUCCCUACAAAGACUCAGUCUUGCCAGAGAUCGUAUAAAGAACAUGAUAACCUUCAACGAUUUUGAUUUUGAGGCAUUUGCUGAAAGCGGCUCUGCAUCUGGAUUGAAAUCACUCAAGCUACAACGUCUCGAUAGCGAUUUUUUGAAGAUUGUUUCACUUGCUGCACACAUGCAGUCUUUACGUGAGCUGCACUUUGAAGAUUGUCCUCAAAUCUCCUCAAAAACCUUGACCGCCUUUUUUUCUGAGCUAUCUGUGGCGCAAACAGGUCAGAUACAACAACAAAAGCAGCUUGUCAAAGUGACCUUGCGGGAUAUGCAGUGGGUGGAUUCCAGAGUCGUCCACGAUAUCCUCGAUGAUUUCGGCGUUGGCUUGGAAGAACUUGUUAUCCAGGAAUGCGACUACGUGGAUUUCGACGUUGUCAAACAUUUAUGCUUGGAUGACGACCUACCUGUCGACAAGAAUGCCCAACAUCUCAAGCGAUUGGAUUUAAUACUGGUGUACCACAAUCCCAUGUACUUCUGCCCGUCUCAACCAUCUAGAAAAAUAAUUGUGUAUCCGGAUUCGAACAGGAUUCAAAAGGCUCUUUACAAGUUGGACGCAGAGUGUCUUGAAUGGCGACUGGAGCUGAAUGACUUUACACAGCACGGAUGGGAACCUUAUGCUCAAGUUUUUGACCACAACACGUACCGGCAGCAUAAGGUGGCAUCAAGCAUCAAAACAAUGAAGUAAAACCCAAAGGAAAAGGAAAAAAAAACAAUCAAAGCAGCAAAAGCAAAAGAAGGCCAUUGCCGGCACUGCUACUAUUACUGUUUCAAUAAUAACAGAAUUGCUUAUCCA
Zychaea mexicana is the source of this 1602-nucleotide messenger RNA. RefSeq lists its product as uncharacterized. NCBI's taxonomy places the organism in Eukaryota, Fungi, Mucoromycota, Mucoromycetes, Mucorales, Lichtheimiaceae. The transcript has 2 exons. Bases 232 to 1494 code for a protein of 420 amino acids. The record is from RefSeq and is a predicted model, not a curated record.